AAGGGCAGAGAGGGAAAGUGAGGGCUGUUGACGCCAGGAAGGCUCCAUCUUGGUUAAGGGCAGGAGUAGGGACGUUACGGACUUGCUUGAGGAAAGACAGGAAAGCGCCAGCAUCUCCACCUUCCCCGGAAGCCUCCCUUUGCCAGGCAGAUAGGGUUUCCCAUGGGGCGGCCCCUGGCGCCGCGCCCGGCCCAUGUACGCGGGGAGGCCGAGUCCCGGAGGACUAGGGAAAGCAGGCCGGGCGCCGUGAGCUUCGCGGCCGUAGCCGUGUACUUCCCUCCCGAGGAGUGGGGCUGCCUGCGGCCCGCGCAGAAGGCCCUGUACCGGGACGUGAUGCGGGAUACCUUCGGCCGCCUAGGCGCGCUAGGAUUUUCAGGCCCCAAACUCGCUUUUAUCUCGGGGGGGCGGGUAGGAGAAGUGGAGGCGUGGAGCCCGGAGGCCCAGGAUCCCGAGGGUGAGAGCCCAGCAGCUCUCAGCAAGGGCCAGGGACAGGAAGCAGAAUCUAGGGAUGGGAAUGAGGAGAAGGAAAGGCUGAAGUGUCCAAAACAACAAGACGUGGCGCAUGAAGUGGCUGUCAAGGAGUGGUUGCCCAGCGCCGCCUGCCCAGAGCUCUGCAACCCUAGGCAGAGCCCCAUGAAUCCCUGGCUCGAGGACACUCUGACCCGAAGACCGCCCCACUCUUGCCCAGACUGUGGCCGCAACUUCAGCUACCCUUCCCUCCUGGCCAGCCACCAGCGACUCCACUCCGGGGAGCGGCCCUUCCCCUGUGGCCAGUGCCAGGCGCGUUUCUCCCAGCGCAGGUACCUGCUCCAGCAUCAGUUCAUCCACACCAGCGAGAAGCCCUACCCCUGCCCCGACUGCGGGCACCACUUCCGCCAGAGGGGUUCCCUGGCUAUCCACAGGCGGGCUUACACCGGGAAGAAGCCUUAGGCGUGCUCAGACUGCAAGAGUCGCUUCACUUACUCCUACCUGCUGGCCAUCCACCAGCGCAAGCACACGGGCGAGAAGCCCUACAGCUGCCCCGAUUGCAGCCUUUUCGCCUACACCUCCCUGCUGGCCAUCCACAGGUGCACACACACCGGCGAGAAGCCCUACCCCUGUUCUGACUGGGGCCUCCGCUUCACCGACUCUUCCCUACUGCGCAGUCACCGGCGCGUUCACUCGGACAGUUGGCCCUUCUGCGUGGAGUGUGAGAAAGGCUUCAAGCGGAAGACCGCCCUGGAAGCCCAUCAGUGGAUCCACAGCUUCUGCAGUGAGAGGCGCGCGUGGUGGCAGGCCUUGGUGGGGCGUUCAGAGCCCGUCACUGUUUUGGGAGGCAAGGCUCUCCCAAUUCACUUCCGGCACUUUCCAGAUAUAUUUCAAGAGUGUGGGUGAUGGCAUUCACACAAACUAGUCAGCGUUUUCUCUGGAGAGGAAGAGGCAAGCUUUGUGCAUUUGAGGGAUAAGGAAGGGAAGUGGGCGUUUGAGGAAAACAAAGUUCUGCCUUAGGAAAAAAGCAGAAGUAGGGGCACAGACAGCUGUGGGGAGGAGGCAGGAAUCUGAAAAGGUGCCUGGGGGGUGACCCCAUUUUCUGAAGCUCCAGCACACAGGGCCGCGUGUUCCACGUCCCAUCCUUCACUGAAAACCAUUUACCUAACUGGCUUUUCCUUCUUGAUUGUUCUCUCUCUUGUAGCGCUCUACUUUUUGGCCUGUAUCACCUACUCCUCUGAGAUGGGGUCCCCUGCAUUCCAGUGCCUAUUAAAGGAGCCUGCACCCACUCUGGAUCCCCCAGAAUAGAGGGCAUACCUAGGGCCUGUCCCUCAGGGGGGUGGGGUGGGAAGCUCAUCUCAGGAUAAUUUUUUUUUUUUUUUUUUUU
This is a messenger RNA of Piliocolobus tephrosceles (Ugandan red Colobus), 1855 nucleotides long. RefSeq names its product zinc finger protein 785 (gene ZNF785). Gene Ontology annotation, biological process: regulation of transcription by RNA polymerase II. Gene Ontology annotation, molecular function: DNA-binding transcription factor activity, RNA polymerase II-specific; RNA polymerase II transcription regulatory region sequence-specific DNA binding. Gene Ontology annotation, cellular component: nucleus. The record is from RefSeq and is a predicted model, not a curated record. Lineage: Eukaryota; Metazoa; Chordata; Mammalia; Primates; Cercopithecidae.